GCAGCCGGCACUGGGCGGGUCUGGCGUUCGAGGCGCGGCCGCUUACGGAGAGGUUCGGCGGAGGGGCCCCUGCCCUCGCAGAUUCUCCCACAACUGAGUUCCUAAAGCACAUUUGUGUAAGUAACAGUUCUCAAGUCAAACUUGAAUUCUAAUCCAGGUCUCUGCCAAUUAAAGUAUGUGACUUUGGGUAUGCAAAGAAGCCUUUUCACACAGAUGUCCUCAGAGAUAAUAUGGAUCAGUCCGGAGUUCUCCUCUGGGUAAAAGCAGAACCCUUUAUAGUGGGUGCGUUGCAGGUCCCCCCUCCGUCCAAGUUCAGUCUUCACUAUCUCAGGAAGAUAUCCAGCUAUGUGCGAACCCGGGCCACUGAGGGAGGCUACCCACGCCUGUCCUGGUCUACAUGGAGGCACAUUGCAUGUGGGAAGCUGCAGCUGGCUAAGGAUCUGGCGUGGCUUUACUUUGAAAUAUUUGAUAGUCUUACAGUGAAGACACCAGAGGAGCGCCUGGAAUGGUCUGAGAUUCUGUCCAACUGCAUGUCUGAGGAUGAAGUUGAAAAGCAAAGAAAUCAGCUUUCAGUGGACACCCUGCAGUUUCUGCUCUUCUUAUAUAUACAGCAGUUAAACAAAGUCUCCCUGAGGACAUCUUUGAUUGGAGAAGAGUGGCCUAGUCCCAGACACAGAUCUCAGUCUCCUGACCUGACUGAAAAAUCCAGUUGUCAUAAUAAGAACUGGAAUGAUUACAGUCACCAAGCUUUUGUCUGUGAUCAUCUGUCAGAUUUCCUUGAGCUGCUUUUAGAUCCAGAACAACUCACUGCAUCAUUUCAUUCAACUCACAGUAGUCUAGUCUCGCGAGAAGCUGUUGUGGCUCUCAGCUUUCUUAUUGAAGGUACUGUGAGUGGAGCCAGGAAGAUCUAUCCACUUUAUGAACUUGCACUGUGGCAACCACUGCAUGCAGAAACUGGCUUCUCAAAGAUGUCUAAGGCCUUUUCUUUCUACAAGCUGGAAGCCUGGUUGAGAGCCUGUUUGACUGGGAAUCCAUUUGGUACAUCGGCUUGCCUCAAGUCAGGGAAGAAAUUGGCUUGGGCUCACCAAGUCGAAGGCGCGACCAAAAGAGCUAAGAUUGCUUGUAACACUCAUGUGGCGCCUAGGAUGUACCGCAUGGUGGUGAUGAGCCAGGUUUACAAGCAGACAUUGGCCAAGAGCUCAGAUACUCUGGUGGGGGCACAUGUGAAGAUCCACCGUUGCAAUGAGUCUUUCAUAUACCUGCUCUCUCCCCUACGAUCUGUGACAGUUGAGAAGUGCAGGAAUAGCACCUUUGUCCUGGGCCCAGUACAGACUGCCCUUCACCUCCACAGCUGUGACAACGUUAAAGUCAUUGCCGUUUGCCAUCGUCUGUCCAUCUCUUCUACGACAGAUUGCAUCUUUCACAUUCUGACGCCUACGCGCCCACUUAUUCUCUCUGGGAACCAGAGAGUAACUUUUGCCCCUUUUCAUACUCAUUACCCGAUGCUGGAGGACCACAUGGCCAGGACCGGCCUUGCGGCAGUGCCUAACUAUUGGGAUAACCCCAUGAUUGUGUGCCGGGAGAACAGCAACACAAGUGUCUUCAGACUCUUGCCACCGUGUGACUUCUAUGUAUUUAUUAUUCCCUUUGAAAUGGAAGGGGACACAACAGAGAUACCUGGGGGUCUUCCAGCUGCAUAUCAGAGAGCACUGGGCCAAAGAGAAAAGAAGAUACAGAUCUGGCAAAAAACUGUGAAAGAGGCUCGUUUGACAAAGGAUCAAAGGAAGCAGUUCCAGGUACUUGUGGAAAAUAAGUUCUAUGAGUGGUUGAUUAAUACAGGACAUCGUCAGCAGCUGGACAGCCUUGUGCCUCCUACAGUGGGCUCCAAACAAGCAGCAGGAUAAAACUUCCUCAUCAAAAUGCUGGCCCUGGAAACAUGAGGAUGAAUGGGGGCUGGUGCACAUGUUGAAACAAUACUGGGAAGGAGUUCUUGCUGCUUAAGACACUUUGGGGCUUUUUCUUCUUAUUUAAGACCUUUCCUUAAGGUUCCUCCCAAUCUCAUUUGUUACUGUUUACUCUGAAUUUUAGCUAAACUUCUGACUAUCAUAUAAACAUAUUGUUUAUAGAACAUCAGAAGGCUCAUUGUGUGAUGCUAAAAUGAAAAAGUUGAUGAAGGCAUUGUAUAUAUGGUAAUGUUUGAGUGAUUGAGUGUAGAUUUACAAGUAUCCUUCAUAUUUUAAUUUGUGUAAUGAGAGGGUUUCAUCCUUUCUAGGGUUAAGUUAAGUGUUUUAUAGUUCUUUAUAACUAUUUAAAAGGAAAUUGCUACUCCUUUAAAAAAAGAAUUGGAAUGAAAGUAUGAUUUUCUUGGAGCAUAAAUGUAGCAGGAAGAGUUUUAUACAAAGAUAUUUUAGUCCUUAAAGUAUGCAACAAUGAAAUUUUGUAAAAAUUUUUAUUUUUUAUUUC
This is a messenger RNA of Phacochoerus africanus (Common warthog), 2463 nucleotides long. It is a transcript of the gene TBCCD1, whose product is annotated as TBCC domain containing 1. The transcript is spliced from 9 exons. The record is from RefSeq and is a predicted model, not a curated record. Gene Ontology annotation, cellular component: spindle pole centrosome. NCBI's taxonomy places the organism in Eukaryota, Metazoa, Chordata, Mammalia, Artiodactyla, Suidae. Gene Ontology annotation, biological process: maintenance of Golgi location; maintenance of centrosome location. The coding region runs from base 231 to 1904 and encodes 557 amino acids.